GGAUAUUUUGUAAACAAGCGCGAGUAAAGGGUCAAUUAAUUUCGUCCGGUCUUUCCUACUUCCCGCGCGUGCCCCUUCCUUCCCAUCGUCGCCGCUGGCUCGUCGUCGACCGCGAUGGCGAAAUCGACGAUCGAGAGACCGUCGCGCGGCUUCGAACGAUUCCGCUUUCGAAUGGAAGUUUUAAGUUUUAAGUUUCUCUCCCUCUUUCUCCUUCCCUCUUUUGUUUUCUCCUAUCGAAAAGCCCGCCAAUCUCGCCUCGCAAUUCGCAACGAAAUGAAUUCGCUUGUGGGAUUCGAGCAACUCUUUAUUCGACUGUCUCAUGCGAAACUGAAAGCAAACGGAAGUUCAAUUCGUAGCGACGUCACUCGGUAGCGCCUCACGUAAUGUGUAUCUCAGAUUAGAAAAGCUAAACGACGAUUGGCUAUCGCGUUGUUAUGUGUCGCAUUCUAUGCGCAGAAGCCAUAACGCGUGAUACGUCCUAUGCGCAGGAGCCAUUAACGAUCUUCAGCGUCGUUAAAUACCAAGUGUUUUCGUUGUAUCUUUUGUAACUCUCCGUUUUACUGCAACAAAUAUUUCCAAACAUUUAUAUUACAAAGUGAGCUCUAGGAUUUGCAUCUAUAAAUUUGAUUGAAGCCUCAAGAUAUUCAUAUAUUGUGAGUGGUAAUUUAGUUAUCACAUUAUUGUAAAACAUGGCACAUUAUAAAGGAGCAGCCAGUGAAGCUGGCCGAGCUAUGCAGUUAAUGAAGAAAAGAGAAAUUGCUCAACAAGAAAUAGAACUGCGAAAGAAAAAGAUCGAAGAUGACUUGAAGAUUCAUAAUAUAGAAAAUAAGUUUGCAACUCAUUACAAUGCUGUUGAACAACAAUUGAAGACUUCUACAAUUGGCUUGGUUACAUUGAAUGAAAUGAAAGCCAAGCAGGAGAAUAUAGUGAAAGAGCGUGAAAGAAAACUUGCUCAAAAGGAACGAGAAAAGGAACAGGAAAAGGAAAGAGCAUUAGCAGCAAAACAGGCUGAAAAAAAUAAACAGAAAAGACAGAUUCAAGCUCUAUCUUUUAAUUUUGAUGAAGAGGAAGCUGAGAUAACUGAUGAGGACAGCAUAGAAAAAUCAGAAGAUGAGCAAAGUAAUGGCCCUGUGAUUAAGAAGAUCAGGAAAAAUCCAGAUGUCGACACAAGUUUCUUACCAGAUAGAGAAAGGGAGGAAGAAGAAAAUAAGCUUAGAGAGGAAUUAAGACAGGAAUGGGCUAGAAAGCAGAAUGCACUGAAGGAAGAAGAGAUUGAAAUUACAUUCAGCUAUUGGGACGGAUCUGGCCAUCGUCGAAGUGUUAUAAUGAAGAAGGGUAAUUCUAUCUAUCAGCUUCUUCAGAGAUGUUUGGAAGUUCUAAGACGUGAAUUUAGUGAGCUUAAAACAGUAAUGGCAGAUCAGUUGAUGUAUGUCAAAGAAGAUCUUAUAUUACCACAUCAUUAUACAUUCUAUGAUUUUAUUGUAACUAAGGCACGAGGAAAGAGUGGACCCUUAUUUACAUUUGACGUGCAUGAUGAUAUUCGAGUUAUGCAUGAUGCUUCCGUGGAAACUGAGGAAUCGCAUGCAGGAAAAGUUUUACUUAGUUUUUUUGUUUUUUUAGAUCGUGGUACGAGAGGAACAAACACAUUUUUCCAGCAAGUAGAUGGGAACCCUUCGAUCCAACGAAAAGUUACGACAAAUAUACAGUAUCGGAUAAAAAUAGGAAGAAAGAUAAGAUCUGAUAAACUUAAAUACAAGGAAGUAUAUCCAGUUUCAUUUAAUGAAGAUAUCAAUUUCAUAAUCAUAGCUUUAUUCAUUGUGCAAUUAAUUCAUUAUAAGAGAUUGUAAUAUAUAUGUAUAUAUAUUGUCAUGUAUUUUUAAUGACUGUGAUUUUAAUUAAUUUAAAUAUAGUAUUGAAUUCAUUUACUCGUUGUCUACUUCAAUUAGAUAAUUCAUAAAGUACAAAAAGGCAGAUUUACAAACAUUUAAGGAAGAAAAUGAGGAAAAUAUAAAUGGUUUUGUGGUUUAAAUAUAAUAAUUACAAUUUACAUGAAAGUAUAAAACGAUAAUGUAUAUUUCAAUGUCAAUAACAAUCAGAAACGAUAUCAAAUUCUUUGAUCAGA
This is a messenger RNA of Pogonomyrmex barbatus (red harvester ant), 2122 nucleotides long. Its product is annotated as protein FAM50 homolog. Lineage: Eukaryota; Metazoa; Arthropoda; Insecta; Hymenoptera; Formicidae. Gene Ontology annotation, biological process: chromatin organization. Gene Ontology annotation, cellular component: nucleus. The record is from RefSeq and is a predicted model, not a curated record.